Molecule: messenger RNA, 1911 nt
Organism: Paramecium primaurelia
Lineage: Eukaryota; Ciliophora; Oligohymenophorea; Peniculida; Parameciidae
Source: the annotation of a GenBank genome assembly
AUGAUAGCAAAUAUAAUUACUUUAUUAGUUUCUUUCCUAUCAUUAACAUUUAUAGGUUUAUUGUACACAGAAAUAGUCACCUAUAAAUACUAAAAGGAUGUUGAAAUAUUUAUUGGUUUCUUGAAUAAGUUUAUAUCAUAAAAUUAUUAUAAUCCUUAGUCAUUUGAUAGAUAAGUAACUAAUUAUUUCUAAGUAGUUUAAUUCACUUCUUGUAUAACCACAAAAUGAUUAUUGUAUCCAAUCUGAUACAUAUAAAUAUUACCAUCCAGAUUCUAUUAUGAAAGACACCUAUACAUUUAGAGAGUAUUCAGGUUUAGUAAAAUAGGCACUUUAACAACAUUUUUUUGAUGUCUUACCUAAUGUUACACUUUACAAAAGAAACAAAGAUAGUAAAUAAUAUUUCAUUUUUAGUACCUAAUAAAUAUAAAUUUCCCUUGUAAUUAACACUACCAUAUACUUAUUAUGAUUAAUUACUAUUUACAUUUAAAGUAGGAUAAAGUAUAUUAUAUUAUCAUUAUUAAAAAUAGGUUCAUUAUGUCUCUUUCAAAACUAUAAUCAUUUACCUUAAAGAUCCUCUUUAUCACACAAAAAUCAAUUGAUGACUAAUCAACUAAAUUAUUUAAAUGAUAUAAAAAAUAAAGGUCUUGAUGAGGAUUGUAUAGUAAUAUAUUAUUUAAUAUCAUAAAGGUUAAUGCAACUUUUCUUCCUAAAACUUAUAGACUUUUUGAAGAAUCUGAAUGUAAGUAAUUUUUUACUUAUUUGAAUUCAACAGAAUAUUAAGAUAAAGUGAAUAGAGAUGGUCCAUAAUUUAUUGUCAAAAUGGGAUUAGAAGUUCAUAGAGGAAGAGGGAUAACAAUGUUAUUUCCAUAAGAAACUGAAAAAUUGAAGGAGAAAUUUAAAAAUGGAUAGGUUUGUGGAGAAAUGAAAACAUAUAAAGUAGCUUAAUAAUAUAUAGGGAAUCCAUUAUUAUUUAAAGGACAUAAAAUAGAGUUUAGAGUUUAUUGGAUAAUUGCAUCAACAAAUCCAUUGAUUGCAUAUGCAUAUGAUAAAACACUUAUUCGAAGAUGUAUUAAUCCAUUUGAUAAAUUUUCAACACUCAAAGGAGCUCAUGUUUGUAAUACAGCAAUUGUUAAGAAAACUUUAUAAUCGAUGAUAAAUGAAUCUCAAGAAAAUGAAGAUAAUGAUGAAAAUGAUGAUAAUCAUGAUGAUGAUGAACUUACAAAUAAUAAUUAAAAUUACAAUAAUAGUAAAAAUUAAAAUAAUAAUUAAAAUUAAAAUAAUAAUAAAAUUUAAAAUAAUACUAUUAAUAAAUCUAUUCAAGAUUAACCUAAUUUUUAAGAUCUAUAUAUAGAUUGGAAACUUGAUUAUUUAUAAGAAAUACUGUUAAAAUAGGGUAAAAUAAAGAAUAGAAAAUGGUUAAAAUAAGAAUUGUUACCUUAAGUUGAUAGAAUGAUUAUUCAUGCAAUUAGAAGCACAUAAUAUACAUUUGCAAAAGAUAGCAAAUUAGGAGAAUUCUUUGCUGCUGAUUUUCUAUUAACAGAUGAUCUUAAACUUCAUAUAAUGGAAAUAAAUUAUAAUCCAUAAACUCUAAAGACUACAUAGGCAAGAUUAAAAUAACAUACUAAAAUGGUUUAAGAUAUGGUUGAAAUAUCAAAUGCCUAUUUAAGAAGUAGAUAUAUAAGAUUUAAAAAGAUAAUUGAUAGAGUUUUAGAUAAAUUAUAAAAUGGGAAAUAAAAAUUACAAGAUUUCUUAAAUCAUAAAAUGGGCUAAGAAAUUCAUUAAGCAUAUUAUAGUAGAUUAGAACCAAAUAUUUAGAUUAGUUCAAAAAAUCUAUUUAGAUUAAUUAUGGAUGAUGGUUUACCAGGAACAUCUAAAUAUAAAGACCUUUUAUAAUAAAAGUGUAUGAAAUGA